Miniopterus natalensis is the source of this 1800-nucleotide messenger RNA. RefSeq names its product endothelial cell adhesion molecule (gene ESAM). NCBI's taxonomy places the organism in Eukaryota, Metazoa, Chordata, Mammalia, Chiroptera, Miniopteridae. Gene Ontology annotation, cellular component: plasma membrane; adherens junction. The record is from RefSeq and is a predicted model, not a curated record. Gene Ontology annotation, molecular function: cell-cell adhesion mediator activity. Gene Ontology annotation, biological process: homophilic cell-cell adhesion.
UAGAGCUGCCCUUGGUGUCAGUGGCCUGGCUCCCAAGAACGCUCCCUCCGGCUGUCGAGUGGCCUCGGUACCUGUCAAUCAUUGAGUCCCAGAGCCAGCGCCCCUGACCAUGGGGCCAGGGAAGACCAUGGUGGCCCUGCCUGGGUUCCCUGCGACCACCCUGCUGCUGGUUUUGUUCCUGGGGCUGAACACCUUCGCGCCCGCCGCGUGCGCCCAGCUCCAGCUGCACGUGCCUUCGGGCUUCGCCAGCCUGCACGUCCCCGAGGGCGCGGAGGUGGUGCUCCCGGUGUGGUACACCUUUCCAGGGGAGGUGGCGUCGGCGCGACCGUGGGAGAAGCUCACCUUGAUGUGGUUCUUGGAACAGAAGGGGAAGGAUAUGAAGCAGGUGUUGGCGCACAUCAGCGGGGACACAUCAAGCCUACCUGGAGUAUCCCUGGUCUACCCCAUGCCCUCCCGGAAUGUGUCCCUGCGGCUGCAGGGCCUGCAGGAGAAAGACUCCGGGUCCUACCUCUGUUCUGUGAAUGUGCAAGACCAUCAAGGCAAAAGCAGGGGCCACGCCAGCAAAACUUUACAUCUCCAAGUGUUGGUUCCUCCAGCUCCUCCAUCCUGCCAUGUCCUGGGUGAGCCCCAUGCGGGGACCAAUGUGACCCUGAGCUGCAAGUCCCCAAGGAGUAAGCCCCCUGCUGAAUACCAGUGGGAGCGGUUACUCCCAGCUCCUGAGGUUUUCUUUGCACCAUUUUUAGAUACCAACCGUGGGACUUUAAACCUCCGAAACCUUUCCAGUUCUAUGUCUGGACUCUAUACCUGCCGGGCCUACAAUGAGGUGGGCAGUGCCAGCUGCAAUAUGACCCUGACAGUGAACACAGGGCCUGGGCCUGCAGUGAUUGCUGGAGCUGUUGUGGGCACCCUGCUUGGAUUGGGGCUGCUCACUGGAGUGGUACUCUUGUACCAACGCCAGGGCAAAGCCCUAGAGGAGCCUGCUAAUGAUAUCAAGGAAGAUGCCAUUGCUCCUCGGACCCUGCCCUGGCCUAAGGGCUCAGACACAAUCUCCAAGAAUGGGACCAUUUCCUCUAUUACCUCAUCACCAGCUCUCAAACCACCCCAUGGCCCUCCCAGGCCUGGUGCAUCAACCCCCACGCCCGGCCUUCAUAGAUCAACCCCCACACCCAGCGCUGGUGGGGUCUCCUCCUCUGCUCUGAGUCGCAAGGGUGCUGUCCCUGUGAUGGUGCCCGCCCAGAAUCAGGCUGGGUCUCUGGUGUGAUGGCCCGGCCAUCUGGUUUCUCUCCUUCCUAUAAUAAUUACUAGGGGGGUAACUGUAGCAUAGAGGCCUGCAUCUGGGAGGGUGGCCACCUUCUAGAUCUCCAGUCCUCGGCCCCCACCCUUCUUUACUGUGGGAAAACUGGGUCUUGGUUAAGACUCAAACUUCCAGGAGGUAGAAGAGGAAGUGGACCUCAGGUUAGGAAGAACCUAAGCGCCCUGCCGAGGCCACCCGACCACUGCAGAGGAAUGCUGCUGAGAUUGGUUACCUUCUCCCCACCCCCAGGGCCUGGUGGAGAAACUGCCAGUCAGGGACCCCUCCCUGGCCCCCUGGAUCUCUAACCCACCCGUAUCUAACACCAUCCUUCACUCCCACUCCAGCUGCCUGCGUUAAUAUAACCUGUCCUGCUGGCUUGGUUGGGUUUUGUCAGGGCAGGGGAUAGGGAAGGUAUUUGUUAAACUAACUUGAAAUGUGUGUUUUCAUAUGUGUUUUUGUUUUUAUUUUACAAAUUUCAAUAAAGUUACAUUGUUUUUGUAUGGAAA